Microdochium trichocladiopsis is the source of this 1694-nucleotide messenger RNA. RefSeq lists its product as uncharacterized. The transcript is spliced from 2 exons. The record is from RefSeq and is a predicted model, not a curated record. Lineage: Eukaryota; Fungi; Ascomycota; Sordariomycetes; Xylariales; Microdochiaceae. Bases 171 to 1535 code for a protein of 454 amino acids.
GCCAGGCACCAUUUCCCAACGCAAGUUGCAAGGCCGAGUUACCACAACAACAAGAAUACGACUAGCCUCUCUCGGCCACCUGCUUCCACACACCUAACACUCUGUUCACCCAUCACAUUUUCUUCACCAUCCGCCGAUCGCACAACAUACACCAACAGCAAAGAACAACCAUGGCCAAACGAGGCAUCGAAAUAUACGUGCACCCUCAUGACGAGUUCGUCCUCUCUCGGCCGCCCAGCGAGCACCCCUCAGACCGGCUCUGCCUGAUGUGCUCAAACCACGGCGGAAAUACAUGCAAACAGUGCCGUCAGGCAGCAUACUGCUCGACGACAUGCCAGAAGAAGGACUGGAAGACUCACAAGCAUGUCUGCGAGGCCUUUGCCAACUUCACAGAGACCACUAGACCGUCAGAGCACCACGUCCGCGUACUCGUCUUCCCUGCAGAUUCCGACGUGCCGCGAUGGGCCUGGAUUGACGCCAAGGACAAUAUCAUCUCGUCUAUGGCGAUGUUUGAGCAUAUCGGCGAGUUCCCCGAGGAGGGCAAUCUCGGCAUCUCCAGCCUCCACGCCCAGCUCACGACCAAGGGCAGAGGUCUAGCCGCACUCUCCAACAAUGUUGAGCAGGCCACCAACUCUAGCGUUCUCGCGUUGGGCAAGCCAGGAGAAUUGCACGUUUGGCCCGGCUCUCUCCUCGUCGUUGGCUUCCUGCUUGACGAAUAUGCGCCGCCCGACGAGGCAACUGGCACCCGCCCGGGCGUAAUCAGCGAUCUCGGCAUGCGCGACUACCGCAACGCCAUUGACGGCCUGCUCAUUAAUGCCAUCAACCCCUGUGUCGCGGACUCUAGCCGCUACCCUUUCAAGAAGCUCCUUGCUGUCAAGAUGACGUGCGUAGGUGAGCGCUUCGUCCUGGCAGUCGCCAUGACGAGGAAGCCCAUCGAGACGUGCGUCGUGCCUGCGGAAAUACCGCUCCUCUGUGCCCAGUGGGUCUGCGCGUUCCCCUUCAUGCUCGGCCUGCCGUGGGUGUGUCGUGUCGUGACGCCGGAUUGCUUCAAUGCGCCAAAGGCAGUGGAGGACUCACUGAUGCACAACCCAGAGGCGAACCUCUUAUCGGCACGCUUUGUCUUUGCAACGGAUGCGGGAGGAAACGAGGUGGUCUUCGUUGACGGCGUGGAGAACCCCGGAACAGUCUUCAUCAUGGACGUCUACGGCCAGCCGAUCCAUCAGACGCACAUCCGCGCCGUCGGCGCGUUCUUGCGACAGAACCAGGAAAUCAAGGCCCACAAGCAUGACCGCAGUCGAGGUCGCGCUGCUGAUAGCACCGACAGUCUGAGCAAACUCGACCGCGAGCACUUUGAGGCCUUCUGGGACCGGCUCAAGACGUGCCCGUGGGGUGACCUCAUGGUAGCCAAGAACACUCCCAGCCCGUAUGAGAGGAAGCUGGAGCCGCUCAAGGAAAGCCCGCUCAUAGUCUCCGCAGCUGAGUGGGCCAUGUUCGGGAGGGUCAUCGUCACGGACGAACCGAUUCAUCUCAGGUGAUCUCAGGGGUGUUUGCCAUCUUGUGGCAGAGAUUACGUCGUAUCCUGGGCAAGUUGCUGGAUCAUUGACGACAACGAGGAUUGAAUCUUAGGGGUUUUCUAUGCCCGAUGGGGUAAGCAGGUUUCUUGGCUCGGAAGAAACCAAAGAAAUGAGACCAUU